Messenger RNA from Poecilia latipinna (sailfin molly), 2700 nucleotides. RefSeq names its product probable ATP-dependent RNA helicase DDX31. The transcript has 17 exons. The record is from RefSeq and is a predicted model, not a curated record. NCBI's taxonomy places the organism in Eukaryota, Metazoa, Chordata, Actinopteri, Cyprinodontiformes, Poeciliidae. Gene Ontology annotation, molecular function: ATP binding; RNA helicase activity; nucleic acid binding. The coding region runs from base 1069 to 2658 and encodes 529 amino acids.
UUCUGAAUUUUCAUUAAACACACAGAUGGUCAGAAAUUCUGACCAUUCCGGGUCUGCCCUGGUUCCUGUCGAACAACUGGUUCAACGGAACUUUCAGGCCCAGUUUCUCCAGAACCAAUCAGAAUCAAAUCAAAGGAGAGCAUGGGCGUGUCUCUGUUUCUGAUUGGACAGAAACCAGGAAGUCCUCCAACAGAGAGAGAGAGAACCAAACUGGUUAAACCCAGAAUGUUCUGGAUGUUUAACCGGAUCGGAACCAUCAUUGCUCUGAGCUGAAACAUUAUGGAGAACUGGGAUUGGAUCAGAAUGAAAACUGGGUCGUACAGUCCAGCUUCCUGUGACCCAGUUAGACAUUGAUAAUGGUUCUGAUGGCUGAGAUGGCAAGGUCCAAACAGGUCUGGGUUGAUUGGUGAGGGUAAUGGAACCAGAACAAGCUGAACAGCAGCCUAGUUCUGUUUCUGAUCCAGUAGCAGAUGGUCCGGGCUGUAGAACCGAGCCUGAGUGUCCCGGAGUCCUGGACCUUUGGGCACUUCCUGUGUCUUAAUUGUUACAGGCUUAAUCAGGUCAAAGGUUAAAGACAGGAAGUGAUCAAUAGCAUCAACAACGACCAGUUUUGAGUUAUAAUAUCUCAAUAAUCUCAGAUUAUUCCCGCAAGUUCGUCCUGAUUUCAGCAUAAACUCCUCCCAGCUCAGUCAACUACACAACGAGGCGGCGGACCGUUAAAGAGCAGACCCACUGAGGGCAACCUUCCAGAAGGCGGGGCCUCCGUGACGUAGCAGGAAGAGGCUCCCACGUGCUACAUUGUGUAUCCGUACAGUUUUCUUUGUGAGGAUUUACUUCUGUUUCAUUUGUUUUUAUUUUAAUCCACAUUUUGACAGACCGGAGGUCAACAAACUCGUGUAGGUCAUUGUUAAAGAUGGCGGAUAUUUCCUGUGCAGUGAAGAGAGGAGCUGCAGAACUUCCGUAGGAAAAUGUCUGUUUAAGGAUUCUUUAGACUGGGUCCGACUCGAACACCAACACCUGCAGUUCAUCCCUGAACACCUGGUCCUCGUGUCAGUUAGAGGUACGUAGAUGACGUCAUCAGCAGAGCAGCAGCUGUGUCUGAACAUCUGCAGUGUUCCUUCAUCAUCAUCAUCAUCACUGCACUGCAGCAGGAAAUGGGCGAAACACAAGAAAUGGACCUCAAAGAAGCAGAAACCAGAGAAGAAGAAGAGCUUCAUCUCCCCAGAGGAAGAGGAUGAUGAUGAAGAGGCUCCCCUGCAGGCCCCACCCCCUGAGCUGACCCACGGACCACCACAGAAGAAGAGGAAGAGGCAGGAGGAGGUGAAGGAAGGAGGAAGUGGCAGCAUCAAGACUUCCUCUCUGUUCAGACACAACCCAGAGAUCCCAGAGAUCCCCAGACCGGCCGUCGCCCAGCUGAAGGAGAAGGUUUUCACCUCCGCCUCCUUCUCAGACCUCCACCUGCACCCCCACCUGGUGGCGACGCUCAACAAGGUUCUGAACGUCUCCAGACUGACCAGCAUUCAGCAGCAGACCAUCCCGGCUCUCCUUUCCGGACGGGACGCAGCGGUCCGGUCCCAGACGGGUUCAGGGAAGACGCUGUCCUACGCCGUCCCGCUGGUCCAGCGCCUGCAGGCCUCCGAGCCAAAGGUCAGCAGGUCGGACGGCCCGCUGGCGCUGGUCGUUGUUCCGACCCGGGAGCUCGCCCUGCAGACCUACAACACCUUCCAGAAGCUUCUCAAGCCGUUCACCUGGAUCGUUCCUGGCGUUCUGAUGGGAGGAGAGAAGAAGAAAGCAGAGAAGGCCAGGAUCCGUAAGGGGAUGAACGUGGUGGUGUCGACGCCGGGCCGGCUGGCCGAUCACAUCCAGAACACGCUCAGCUUGGCGCUCGGCGCCGUGCGCUGGCUGGUUCUGGACGAGGCAGACAGGAUCCUGGACCUGGGCUUCGACCGGGAGCUGACGGUGAUCCUGAACGGGCUGAACAGAACCGGGCCGUCCCGGCAGAACGUGUUGCUGUCGGCCACGCUGAGUCCAGGUGUGACUCGCCUGGCGGACGUCUGCUUGCAUGAUCCAAUCAGCAUCAGUGUUUCUGGCCCCGCCCCCUCUGAUCCGCCCAGCCAAUCAGAGAGCUUUGCUGUUCCCGAGGAGCUGCAGCAGUUUGUGGUUCUGGUUCCCAGUAAGGUCCGGCUGGUCUGUCUGGCCGCCUUCAUCCUGGAGCAGUGCAAGUUCUCUCACAGCAACAAGAUCAUCGUUUUUGUGUCGAGCUGCGAAGCCGUCGAGUUCCUGCACCUGCUUUUCGGCUCCGUCCUGACCCGGCACACGGCCAAUCAGGAGCUCAGCUUCCUGCGUCUCCACGGCAACAUGAAACAGGAGGAACGCUGCCAGGUUUUCCACCAGUUCUCCGCUUCCACCACUGGAGUCCUGCUGUGCACGGACGUAGCCGCCAGAGGGCUGGACCUCCCUCAAGUCACCUGGAUCGUUCAGUACACUCCUCCCUCGUCAGCUGCUGAGUACGUUCACCGAGUCGGCCGCACGGCUCGGAUCGGAGGAAGAGGAAACAGCCUCCUCUUCCUCACUCCCGCUGAGGCUGACUUCAUCACGGAGCUGGCCAAUCACAACAUCAGGUGGGCGGACCAACAGCUGCAGUCACCCAAUCACUGACCAGCACCAUCAGAAACACAUCUGGUACCAGCAUCCACGGUA